This is a messenger RNA of Suillus fuscotomentosus, 1743 nucleotides long. RefSeq lists its product as uncharacterized. The transcript has 3 exons. The record is from RefSeq and is a predicted model, not a curated record. Lineage: Eukaryota; Fungi; Basidiomycota; Agaricomycetes; Boletales; Suillaceae. The coding region runs from base 1 to 1743 and encodes 580 amino acids.
AUGACUGGACUAUGGGUUUCUGGUUUCCUCAUUUAUUACUUUGGCGUAGCUCUCUUACUACUGUUUCACGCUGCAGGAACAGUCGUCGCGGCAGUCAACUUCGAUCAGUGUCUGAACGAUAUCGUUCAGAAUGCAAAUACUACUGGCGACUUAAAUGGUUUACUCGAUGGUAACGGAAAUCCCGUAUCAAAUAUCACUGAUGCAACAUCGAUCAGCUACUAUAUGUGUACAUCCAGCUGCGGGACUGGGCAAGAAGCUUUCCAGUGGUCUGAAUUUUCGCAAGAAUUCAGCGCGUGGCUGCUGCCAAAUCUUGCACUGAUUUCGCAGCUCCCCUUUGGGGCACAGUACAGGCUUGAUAACCUCAUGUCUGCUGUGUUGACCAUUGGAUCACCGACACUCGCCGGUUACUCUUUAUUCAUUACCCUCCUCAACUCUCGCUGGAUCACCCGCCGAUUUGACUUGCUGAACGAUCAUCCUAAUUCACGCUUCGCCCUCUCUAUCUUGAGCAGUCUUCAACAAGUCCCUCUUAGACUGCAUCCUGAUCGCGAACGCUUACCCUCUCUCAUCCUUCCGGAAACCGAGUGGUGGAAAUGUCUCGCUGAAUUUGUGGACUACACCCAUACGUGGUCAAUCGCGUCCGCAACCUCCAUUGCAUGGGUCAUUGUCGCCUAUAUCCUGACAGUUGCCAACUCACUAUCUAACGUUUAUGCAAACGUUCAAUCCAACGGAGAGGCCACUGGUUCAAUGUGGUUGUGGUUGAUUCCGAUAGUCGUCGGAUGGCUGCAACUCUCCCCAAAAUGCAACUUCGAGCGCUUACAAGCUGCGUAUGACCGUGCAGACAGACAUAGUAUGCACAUAGGAACAAAAGACGUUCGUCAUGGUGUCGGGGCGCUUCCUGCGUCAUCCCGGCGAGCGUUGGCAAUCACUGCCAAAGAGAAUGAUGUGAUGUCACCAGACGAACUGUUCACCCCUCCGGUGUUCAAUUACUCGCGUUCGCUACGAUGGGCAUCUACAGCAGAGACUGUCUUCGCGGUGUUCAAAGAAGACUCAGAGGCAUCAGAGAAGGUUCAUAGCCAUCUUCCUGCUGGUGGGAGUGAUGGGAACGAAUCUGACAAUUACGACAAAAAGGACCGACGCGGGUCCCUCCAAUAUUCCGUUAUGUACUGUGCAGAACCCGACGGGGUGCAGAGUCAAUGCAGCCAUUGGGCACCUGGUGUGUUCACAAGAAUGUUCACCGCUUCCUGCGCUUCGCUUGCAUUACAAUGGGGGACAGUCGGAGCAGCAUUUGUGGUGGGGUGGUUCACUCCUACAACAAAAAUCGGGUGUCGAUCUUUGGGUUAUCUCCUUUAUGGAGCCAUUUCGACGUUAGUUUGGAUGAUGCUCCUGAUAUCCAGUAUUCUCGCCCACUCUGCCGCCGCUGACCCUCGCCGAGCAUCGCUAUCUACGCGUGUUGCUUUGGCGUUUUCGCACAUUCUGCGGUGGACGGGCAAAUUGUUUGCCAUAUUAAACUUUUUUUUGGCGAUCAUGGCGUCUGUAUUCCAGUACUCCAACUUCUAUGAUAGGUGUUUCUGCAAUUCCAGCGUGUUUAGCAGGGGAGGGGCAGCGUAUGAUGUGAUUAUCGAAACCACAGCCCAAGCUGCACAGGCUAAGGCUGCCUGGAUCGGUGCGCUUGUCUUAGCGUGCACAUCAGCAUCAGCUUUCCUUGGUAUCCUGAACCUUUUGUUGGACACUCUACCAUCGUAG